Molecule: messenger RNA, 1221 nt
Organism: Spea bombifrons (plains spadefoot toad)
Lineage: Eukaryota; Metazoa; Chordata; Amphibia; Anura; Pelobatidae
Gene: RAB5IF
Product: RAB5 interacting factor
Exons: 4
Coding region: 66-452 (128 amino acids)
Biological process (GO): mitochondrial respirasome assembly
Source: RefSeq, a predicted model, not a curated record
CGGCCCCUUUUUAAGGGGGUCUUAGGAGUUGUCUUUCCUCGGUGUUUUGCCCCAGUCCCCGGAGAAUGAGCACCGCCAAACGGAAAGACGAGCACCCCGUGUCCAACGGAGGAGUAAAGGUGAAGCAGUCUGCGUGGAGCAAAGCCCUGCGUGGGGAUGCGGCGUGGGAAGACAAGGAUGAAUUUCUGGAUGUGAUCUACUGGAUCCGGCAGAUCUUGGCCAUCAUUUUGGGCGUGAUAUGGGGUAUUGUACCGCUGAAGGGUUUCGUGGGAAUAGCAAUAUUUUGCGCGCUGAACGCCGGCCUUCUGUACCUGUAUUUUAGCAGCUUCCAGCAGGUCGACGAAGAGGAAUAUGGUGGGACGUGGGAGCUUACAAAAGAAGGGUUUAUGACGUCGUUUGCGCUAUUCCUGGUGGUCUGGGUCAUUUUCUAUACAGCAAUUCAUUUUGAUUGACAGUGAGUUUUAUUCCUCCUUCGCCAAACCUUGUCCAACAAAUUUUUCUUCAAGGAACCAUGCCAUUUUUUUUUAAUUACAAGCAAAUCAAGGCAUAUAACAGACAUUAUUGAGGAGAUUCUGCUCUUUUUUAACUUUUUUUUUUUUAAUAAAACAAGAUAAGUUGAAUAUAAUAUAAAGCUAGCAAUAGCCACCUGUACUUGUGAAGUGGACCAUUAACCUUGAUGAUGUCAGCCUGUUAACUUCCGCUGUCAGAGAGACCAGAUACAGAGAAUCUGGGAGGUCUGCUGAUCGCAUGCUUCUCGUCCGAGAGAGCACACGGAAAGUCCUCUUGGUGUCUUCCUUUAUUUUGUUUCAGUGUCUCUGCAGCCAGACCGUUACUCGGCCUCCUAAUUGCCGCUCCUCCAGCAUUUCAGUUGCAGUCCUCCAGAUAUCCUAAAGGUGGAGUUGCAAGGGCUAGUUUUUGUCUUGGCAGCCAUUUUUUGAUGGUUUUUAUAUACGGGGAGUUCAGUUCACUAAAACAAUGCAAAUUAAAUUAUUGGCGUCUAUAGUAAGGGGGGGCGGCAGUGUUUCUUGCUUUGUCCAAAUCUUCCGGAAACUUUUUGCCACAUGGGAGAUCUGAGAUUUUAAGCCGGACCCUAUUCUUUGAACAGGUGUAAAUGAAGGCUUUAACAGUCACUUUCCUUACUUGAUGCUCCACAGUAUUGAAAACUAAUUGGUAUUUAAGCUGGUGUGAAUGUGUUUUACAAUUAAAGUUUUGAUUUGUUGA